This is a messenger RNA of Entelurus aequoreus (snake pipefish), 4173 nucleotides long. It is a transcript of the gene gpc2, whose product is annotated as glypican 2. The transcript is spliced from 11 exons. Gene Ontology annotation, biological process: smoothened signaling pathway; regulation of signal transduction; regulation of protein localization to membrane. Lineage: Eukaryota; Metazoa; Chordata; Actinopteri; Syngnathiformes; Syngnathidae. Bases 205 to 1953 code for a protein of 582 amino acids. Gene Ontology annotation, cellular component: plasma membrane; cell surface; synapse. The record is from RefSeq and is a predicted model, not a curated record.
AGCACACGCCAGUGAUGCUGCUGAGAGGGUUGGUACCACUAGUACCGCUUUUCUCCUCAUUUAGGAAGUUUACAGGACACAGUUGAUGGAGACAAAUGUCUAAAAACCAUGACUCUUUUACAAGACUGACCACGGACGUAUUUGUUUGGUUGAUUUCAUUAGAAACUGCCUCUUUCCAUUUUUUGGCUGAGUCUGGACACCCGGAUGGCUUUAUCCGGGUACCGGCUCCUGGGCUUGCUUUGCUCGGUCGUCGCGCUGUCGGGGCUCCGGAGCUCAGUGGUUGCAGCGGGGAGGAGCUGCGCCGACACCCGGCAGGUGUACGCGGAGAAGGGGUACAGCACCGGCACGGCACCGGUGACUCAAAUCUCAGGCGAGCACUUGAGGCUCUGUCCUCAGGACUACACCUGCUGCUCCAGUCAGAUGGAGGAGACGCUGGCCCUUCAGAGCGAGCGGGACUUCCUAAAAUCGGUGGAGGACCACAGCCAGUUCCUGCUGACCACCUUCACCCAAAGGCAGCGGCGGUUUGACGAGUUCUUCAGAGAGCUCAUAGACCUGUCGGAGAAGUCCAUGAACCAGAUGUUUACCAAGACCUACGGACGCCUCUUCACGCAGAACGCGCACGUCUUCCAGGAGCUGUUUGCAGAGCUUCGCAGAUAUUAUUCAGGGGGCAGUGUGAGUCUGACAGAGGUUCUGUCGGACUUCUGGUCCAGGCUGGUGGAGCGGGUCUUCACACUGGUCAACCCUCAAUAUCAGUUCAGUGACGACUACCUGGAGUGCGUCAGCAAACACGCCGAACAGCUGCAGCCCUUCGGAGAUAUGCCUCGCAAACUUCGCGUGCAGGUGUCCAGGGCUUUUAUUGCUGCAAGGGCGCUAUCUCAAGGCUUGGCAACCGGCCGAGAUAUUGUCAACAAAGCCACAAAGCUGACCCCAGACUCGGAAUGCGUGCGUGGCCUGAUGCGUCAGUGGUACUGCCCGCUUUGUCGAGGAAUGCCCUCGCUGCGUCCAUGCCGUGCCUUGUGCCUGAACGUGAUGAAAGGCUGCUUGGCUAACCAGGCCGACCUGGACACAGAGUGGGACUAUUUCAUCGACGCCCUCUACCAGGUUGCAGAGAAGUUGGAGGGGCCCUUCAACAUGGAGUUGGCGGCAGACUCCAUUUCCGUCAAAGUGUCUGAAGCCAUCAUGCACAUGCAAGAAAACAGCGUCAGCAUCUCCACCAAGGUGUUCCAAGGUUGUGGAAACCCCAGAACUCUUCAAGGACGGUCCAAGCGCUCCCCCAAAGAGCCGGGUGGCAACAGGAGGCCUUUCCGCACCUACACCCCAGAGGAAAAACCCACCACAGCUGCAGGCACCAACCUGGACCGACUGGUUACUGAACUGAAGGAGCGUCUGCGGCCCAUGGGGAGCUUCUGGGUGUCCCUCCCACACACCAUCUGCAGCGAUGACAAAAUGGCUGCCGACGUCACCGACGAGGACCGCUGCUGGAACGGGCAGACCCGCGGGAGGUAUCUCCCGGAGGUGACGGGUGACGGGCUGGCCAGUCAGAUCAACAACCCGGAGAUAGAGGUGGACCUCGGACGGCCCGAUGUGAGGACGAGGCAGCUGCUCAUGGAGCUGAGGGUGGUCACCAACAAGCUGAGACACGCACAGGCUGGACAGGACGUGGACUUUAUGGACAGCGACGAGGGCAGCGGUUCGGGGGGAGAAGACAGCAGAGAAAGAUAUGACAACGACUGGCCGGGCUACGGUCCUCACUCUCCUCCUCACACCAAGCCCGCCUCUCCCCCGGCCUCCAACCCAAACAAGCCUCCUCGGGUGCGGGAGAGAAACAAUAAGAGGAACCGCAACCACGGGCGAGGAGGGGUUAAUUCUGCCACCAGGCCCCUCGCUUGCUCCCCACUUCCUUUCUUACUGCUGCCUUUCAUGUUCAUGCCACAUCGAGCACCUUGGGGCUGAAGGAUGCUACUUUUGGUUAGACCAGCAACAACAACAACAAAAACGGCACAAAAUAUGCGAAAUGAUGAUUGUAACGCCAUUCGAAAAAUUCCACAUGUGAAAUGUUCCGUCUUGAAAAGCAAUAUGCUGUGAUGCUGGGUGGUUUUAACUUAUUUAUUUACUACUGUCUUUAUAUUUAUUUUGCAAUAUUUAUCCUACUCAGGAGUAUCGUCAAAAAAGUGUUUCUGAUAUACAAACCCCAAAACCAGUGAAGUUGGCACGUUGUGUAAAUGGUAAAUAAAAACAGAAUACAAUGAUUUGCUAAUCCUUUUCAACUUAUAUUCAAUUGAAUAGACUGCAAAGACAAGAUAUUUAACGUUCAAACUGGAAAACUUUGUUAUUUUUUGCAAGUAUGAACUCAUUUGGAAUUUGAUACCUGCAACAUGUUUCAAAAGAGCUGGCACAAGUGCCAAAAAAGACUGAGAAAGUUGAGGAAUGCUCAUCAAACACUUAUUUGGAACAUCCCCACAGGUGAACAGGCUAAUUGGGAACAGGUGGGUGCCAUGAUUGGGUAUAAAAGCAGCUUCCAUGAAAUGCUCAGUCAUUCACAAACAAGGAUGGGGCGAGGGUCACCACUUUGUCAACAAAUGCGUGAGCAAAUUGUUUAAGAACGACAUUUCUCAACCAGCUAUUGCAAGGAAUUUAGGGAUUUCACCAUCUACGGUCCGUAAUAUCAUCAAAAGGUUCAGAGAAUCUGGAGAAAUCACUGCACGUAAGCGAUGAUAUUACGGACCUUCGAUACCUCAGGCGGUACUGCAUCAAAAAGCAACAUCAGUUUGUUAAGGAUAUCACCACAUGGGCUCAGGAACACUUCAGAAAACCACUGUCAGUAACUACAGUUGGUCGCUACAUAUGUAAGUGCAAGUUAAAACUCUACUAUGCAAAGCCAAAGCCAUUUAUCAACAACACCCAGAAAUGCUGCCGGCUUCGCUGGGCCCGAGCUCAUCUAAGAUGGACUGAUGCAAAGUGGAAAAGUGUUCUGUGGUCUGACGAGUCCACAUUUCAAAUGGUUUUUUGGAAACUAUGAACUUCGUGUCCUCUGUAACAAAGAGGAAAAGAACUAUCCCGAUUGUUCUAGGCGCAAAGUUGAAAAGCCAGCAUGUGUGAUGGUAUGGGGGUGUAUUAGUGCCCAAGACAUGGGUAACUUACACAUCUGUGAAGGCACCAUUAAUGCUGAAAGGUACAUACAGGUUUUGGAGCAACAUAUGUUGCCAUCCAAGCAACGUUAUCAUGGACGCCCCUGCUUAUUUCAGCAAGACAAUCCCAAGCCACGAGUGACAACAGCGUGGCUUCAUAGUAAAAAAGUGCGGGUACUCGACUGGCCUGCCUGUAGUCCAGACCUGUCUCCCAUUGAAAAUGUGUGGCGCAUUAUGAAGCCUAAAAUACCACAACGGAGACCCCCGGACUGUUGAACAACUUAAGCUGUACAUCAAGCAAGAAUGGGAAAGAAUUCCACCUGAAAAGCUUCAAAAAUGUGUCUCCUCAGUUCCCAAACGUUUACUGAGUGUUGUUAAAAGGAAAGGCCAUGUAACACAGUGGUGAACAUGCCCCUGAAUAUAAGUUGAAAAGGAUUUGCAAAUCAUUGUAUUCUGUUUGUAUUUACCAUUUACACAACGUGCCGACUUCACUGGUUUAGGGUUUUGUAGAUUAUUACCCCCUGAUAAACACAUAAUUGGAAUAUUGUGUUUGCGUCUCUUUUUAUAUCAAGUGAAAAUGGUCAGUAUUUAUAUUUUUUGUGUGCUGCUUUUCUACGUAUUUUUUCUAAAAGCAAGAAAGGAAAAAAAAAGACGUAGUGUCGGAUUGAAUGUUUUUGACAAAGACUCGUAUGUGUCCCAAGAUGCUGAAUGGUUUUUAUGAAGAGAAAAGGAAAUUUGAAUGUAGACAUGAUAACCCCCCCCCAAAAAAAGAAAACAACAAUGACAAUGGAGGGGGAAGAAUGUAUUGAUGAUUUGAGGUUUGAAAUAGUGCGGUAUUUUUUUCCUGUACAACACGACAUUUUGGUCCAUUUGUGUAAAUAACAAAGCAAACAAAAAAUAGAUGCAAUAUGGUUUAAGUGUUGUGGUUUUGUGUCUUUCCAAUUGAUCAGCAUUUAAAGAACACGUCGGUUGAACGGUGAAAAGAGCGCGAUACGUGUUGCCGAUGAACAAGUUAUAUUUUCUGCCUCAUUAAAGCAAAUGAACA